AUGAAGCCCAUCGGAGAGUACCCGUCGCUUGCAGAGUACAAGCUUGCGGGCCUCAAGCCUCCGCGAAAGAUCCCAAAGAUAGCGCGGUCUGACGAGGAUGAAGGCGCUCCCGGCACCCCCCUCACUCCCGUCGCGGAGGAGGAAGCCACUGCCGUCAAAAUGCUGCGCACAGAUGAAUAUGAGCAGAUGAGCGGACUCAAGAAGACCGAUAUCCUAAACCAUGUCAAGUCCUCUACUGAGGACGUGGUGGUGGCAAACGGGUUCGGAGUCAAAGACAACGAGGAGCUUGUAGUGAAUGAAACCAACUCCGCGACUCCCACUCUCGAGGCACUCGACCCUCACCCUGCGUUCACUUCCAUGUCUCUUUCUAUUCACCCGCCGGAUCAAUUACCAGCCAGCGGUAUUCAUUCUUCCGUUCACUCUACUGCUCACUCGACCAUUACUUCUCUUGAUACCCCUGUUGAUGAGAUCAACUCUCCCCUUCUCACACUCUCCGCUCCCCCUACCAACCUCACUAUCCCCGAUAUCCACCUUUCCUCAAACAAAAACUUGCGACAGCCCCUUUCUCCUGGUGCUCCGGUUUCUGGUACAGACGGAACCAUGUCCAGCACCCCCGGCUCAUCCGAUUAUCUCACUAUCCUUCGCUCGCUUCCCUGCCCCGUGUCCACCAGAUUUGAUGUGGCGGAGCUGAAGCAGGUGAUGGAGGUGGCCGUCACUCACACUGCCAACGCGAAGGCAGACAACGCUGCCUUGGCCCUAGUUUACUACUGGGCGGGGAUCUCGGGAGACGAGUUCAAGUUUUUACUGCUCCACAAUAUGGGCCUCGAGAAGAAGGACCACAUCCUUGAAUUGGCUCUACAGACCAUCCUCCGUCAUUCCAUCGACGAGGCAACCCUUUGGUACCAAACCUAUGUCUCCGAGAACCGUCGUCUCUUCGCUGGGCCUAGGUCGCCCGCCUCGAGCUUGGGCAACUUCUCCCGGGCAGACAUCUACCGAGACACGAGCGGCAAGAAGGCACAGGAUGAUUUUCUUGCCGGAAAAACCAAUACCGCGCCCCUAAAGAGGGCCACGAAGCCGUGUCGGGCAGAUGAGAACCCCUACAGGCGCCGCCGUGAAUGGGAGGCGGACCCCACCCAUGAGGAGAGAGUGAAUGAAAAGCGUGUCCAGCUAGCUAAAGCAGCCAAGUCUGACUUAACGGUCGCUGAGACCAGCCACGUCCGUCCUCAACGCGGUCCACCUGACGCCAUCCAACACCCAUAUUCUCAUACAAGUGAGAAAGAAGACGACAACAUGUCGUCUACGUCUUCUUCGACUGCUGUUAAUUCUCGACGGACACGAAAUCUCAAAAACCGGUUGAAGGCGAAGGGCAACUUCAAGGGUAAGGGUAAGGCCAAGGGAAAGGAGAAGCUCCUUCGACUUCAUACUGCCCGUUCCGUGUCGCCAGACUCUGGCGUCGGCGACUCCGAUGAGACCAACUCCUACUAUUCGGACCAUAGCGGCGGCUGGGAUGCCGAGUUUGAAGCUCGCCAGAUGCCCAAUGAAAUCAUUAUUAUGGAUAAUGACGAUUUCUGCUACGUUUGUGGCGAGGAAGGUGAGCUGCUCUGCUGUGACAAAUGCGACAACUCCUUUCACUUCGAUUGUCUGGACCCCCCAAUCGACGAAAACGACCCGCCAGAGGGCGAUUGGUUCUGCGGGCCUUGCUGGGCGAAAAAUCACUUUACCGAAACCAUCGCGCGGGCCAUUCGCAGUAAGAAAAAGAAGAUCACUUUCUCUCCUCCUCAGAGCAUCAAGGAGUACUUCGAGGGCGUUUCCGAGGAGAUACUCACCGACACACACUACCCACCGGAAACGAAGCGGACCCAUGGCUUUUACAAGUCCGUCCCGACCCUGCCACGGCUAACCAAAGCCCCGCGGGAUAAUAACUCCAACAAAACUCCUCUCUACGACGACCCUAACCUUACCAAAAUGAUGGAAAACGGACACGUCAUUCUCUGCAAUAGAUGCGGGACAUCUACUGAUGAUACCCGGCCGAUCAUUCGUUGCGAUUACUGUGAAUGUCGUUUCCACCUGGACUGUCUCGACCCGCCCAUGGCCAAGCCCCCUAACCCCUACAAUGGCUGGCAGUGCCCCAACCACGUCACUAUUGAUGACUUGGUGGUGACCAAGGUAGUCGAUGGCCGCCUUCAGCAACGACGACCCCGCCGACCAAAAGACACGGUGACGGUCCGAUCGCCCCGCUGGGAUGCCGAUCGUACCUGGCAUGAAAGCUUUGAGGGUGAAGGAGCUGAGGCCGAAUCCCCUGAUCUUGCCAUGAACUUCAUCAACCAUGUCAAGAAGCAAGUACCGCGCAUCGACCCACAAACCCAAGAAGGACUCGAGGGCCUCCUUCAGUUGUACAAUUCCGAGACGGCCAGCCCUGAUGCGUACGAUGCAGCGUCUUCUCUUCUUGAUAUUUCCCUGGGCGAGCCGAUCAUGACUAGUGAGCAAUCAGGGAGAAAGAAGCGGUCUCGCGCUGAGUCGGAGGCUUCCUCGAGCACCGUGAAGCCGGCUCAGAAGCGCCAGCAUACCGAUGCUGAUUGA
Molecule: messenger RNA, 2580 nt
Organism: Penicillium argentinense
Lineage: Eukaryota; Fungi; Ascomycota; Eurotiomycetes; Eurotiales; Aspergillaceae
Product: putative PHD finger domain protein
Exons: 2
Coding region: 1-2580 (859 amino acids)
Biological process (GO): regulation of transcription by RNA polymerase II
Cellular component (GO): Rpd3S complex
Source: RefSeq, a predicted model, not a curated record